AUGUCUCCAGUGGAACGUUGCGACUGGCCUUUCGGUGGCCCACCUCUUUUGUUCUAUUUAGUCAACAAUGUGUCAUUCUGCUCAAUUUUGCAAGAACACAUUCUGGGAGAUCAUACGUUCAUCUAUUGGGCCAUCCUCAAGCAGCAGCACGCUGAAGAAGCUCGACUCAGAGGGUCGUCCAGCAGCGGCAGAAACGCCGAAUGCGACCUUGUUAUGAGACUCCUCGAGCUAGCAGCUCCACUUGCAGAUGAGAUGCGCACCAAGUUCUGCCUUGCGUGCUUACAGACAGCGGACCAGGCACAUUUUGAAUUUGUCUGCGGCUCACCCGUGCUCUGCCCACUCUCAGGUAUGGAGGAGAUCCUCUUAAGGAGUGCCGCUCCCCCCGAUAAGCUCGACGUGGAGGAUGACCUAGUGGAUGAACACAAGUUCACGGUGCACUUCCACGUGCUGAUGUUCGUGAAAUGGAUGUGGGUCGUAUAG
Messenger RNA from Laetiporus sulphureus 93-53, 480 nucleotides. RefSeq lists its product as uncharacterized. NCBI's taxonomy places the organism in Eukaryota, Fungi, Basidiomycota, Agaricomycetes, Polyporales, Laetiporaceae. The transcript is spliced from 2 exons. Bases 1 to 480 code for a protein of 159 amino acids. The record is from RefSeq and is a predicted model, not a curated record.